Molecule: messenger RNA, 6772 nt
Organism: Dicrocoelium dendriticum
Lineage: Eukaryota; Metazoa; Platyhelminthes; Trematoda; Plagiorchiida; Dicrocoeliidae
Source: the annotation of a GenBank genome assembly
GCUUAUGACAGUCCUACCGGGAGCCACGAGUUCGUCCUCUGACUCUGGUCGAACAUGUAUUGAGUUGCCUAGACUAUCUGUUGCACUACGGCGACUGGGUCAACUGAGCGAUCCAAACAGCCUGUCUACAACGUCUGCCUGUUGCAGUUUGGAAGAAAAACGAACAUACCUAGCUGGUGGUUCUCGUACUGGUGGCAGAUCCCUAAAUUUGUCUGGCCUGUGGGGCCAAAUCUCUCAUCUCUUACCUACAACACUUCCGAGUGUUAAGGUGCAUCUUCAUGAAUUGUUUCGACGAUACGCUGAUGAUUGUUUCAGUUUGGCUGGGAAGGAUAGUACGGAUUCCGGUGAACUUAGUGUGUUCACUGCCCUUCUGUGUUUUGGGAAGCUUGGACCAAAAUUGUUGGAGUUACACGAUCGUGGUGUAUCAGUGGAUGAUUUCGCUCGUCAUCACACUAUUCAAAAAGAAAAAGAUUCGAUCCUUAAUCAGUUAGGUGGAAGCGGGGCCACAAACGUACGUGAUACUUGGACUUCUCUGGUGGUUUCUCUGGGGCGCAUCGUUACACAUCCAAGCCUAACAUCCUCGACCGAAGCUUUUCUUGAGCUUAUGCGCCAAUGUCGCGUAUCCGUGGAAUCAGAUUCUCCUGAUUUUACAUUACCAAUGAGCCAGUCGGAAGUAAAGCAGCUUAGUCAGCGUGCAAGACGAAUUUCUCAUCUUGGCUUUCAACUAGAUUGGGAUAAUCGUGAAGCUAUGAAUGAGUCACUGAGAGAUUCCUCUACCAAACUAAUGCGUGCGUUAUUUCCUACACACUCGCAUGUAGCUAAAGUUUCUAAUUCUUUUGGGCCUGGCACGGACCCCUGCAGCUUUGACUCCGACUCUCCUGUCACCGAAACUUUCAGAGACGCCAUAUCGCGAUCAAUUUGUAAAGCUUCUGCUCCAGAACGCAAACUCCCGAGUGAUACCAACGUUGUCGAUCUAUCGGUUUUAGUCGAUGAGCUCUCAUCAAAAGCUACUAGUCUAGGCAUACCGGUUGACAAACUGCUUGACAUGGUCUUCGAAUCACUCGGCUCCUCGGUGCCUGACGAAGUCGUUCAAGAUCAAUUAGGGGAACUGAUUGGAUGGGACUGUGUGGAACUAAUUUCCGAGCUUCUGCGAAAUCGGAGUGCUUGGACGUCUGCCUAUGAAAAGAGAAACGAUCCUGAUAACUUCGUUGAAUCGGCUCCUAAGAAAGCAACAUCCGUUGACACAUCUACAAAGAACCAGCUAGUCGAAUCCCUGCUCAAGAGCCCCGCUAGCGUAGCUUGCGCUCGCAAUGCGCAGUUGAAAGCAAAUGAACUAGCCACCUUCGCUCGCCUUCAAGCCGCGAUGCAAAACGGCCCUUCGGCUUCAACCAAAGCAGCAGAUUUCAGACGCUCCCUUCCAUUUGUGUUCGAUCUGGCCGCGGAGUUACGGGACACAUCGGCAUUUUUCGAUAGCACUAAGCUUCGCCUCCCCAUAGGAACCGAUUAUAAGCAACUCCCCUCGUGGGAUCACGUCCAGUUCCCUACCCCAUCGAAACCUCCGACAGAUGUCCUAGCUUGUCCGCGUGUCAAAAUUUCAUCCUUGGAUCCGAUCGGCCAACAAGUCUUUGAAGGCAUGCACGAACUGAACCUCAUCCAAUCAGUGAUCUAUCCAGUCGCAUACCACACGUCCGAGAACCUCCUGGUGUGCGCACCUACCGGGGCCGGAAAGACGAAUGUGGCCCUCCUCACCGUCGUUCAAUUGCUGCGCGCUCACAUGACUGCAGACUCAGUAUUAGAUCUGAAAGCUUUCAAAAUUGUCUAUCUGGCCCCAAUGAAGGCCCUGGCUGCUGAGCUAGCUGCCACGUUCUCAAAACGCCUUGCCCCUCUCGGAGUAAAGGUUCGCGAAUGCACCAUGGAUACCCAUUUGACUAAGCAAGAAAUUCUGCAAACACAAAUGCUUAUCAGCACCCCGGAGAAAUGGGAUGUCAUCUCACGCAAGGGUUCUGGAGACGCCACUCUAGUCAAAUUAGUCAAACUUUUCAUCCUGGAUGAAAUUCACUUACUCCACGAGGAUCGCGGAGCUGUUCUUGAAGUGCUGGUGGCCCGCACUUUGCGUCAGGUUGAGACGUCCCAAACGAUGAUUCGGCUCGUCGGUCUGUCUGCAACAUUGCCUAAUUACGAGGAUGUGGCCCACUUUCUUCACGUCAACCCCUAUCGAGGUCUAUUCUACUUUGACGAACGAUUUCGACCCGUACCUUUGAGCUUGUCUUUCAUCGGGGUACGGGGUAUGAAUCGUAGGGCUCAGGAGCUCAACAUGAACACCGCCUGUUAUGAAUUGGUGAUGGAUCAGGUGAAGCGUGGCGAACAGGUUAUGGUGUUCGUGCAUGCACGCGGCGACACGUUCAAAACAUGUCGAUGGCUCCGUGAUACAGCUCGGCAGCAGCAACAGAUGGGCCACUUUGAGGUGUCAAAAAGCAUCGAUCGUGGUUCCUUUAUCAAGCGAAUCGAGCGAUCGAGCGAUACCGCCCUCCGCGAAUUGCUUCCGGACGGAUUCGCAUGUCACCAUGCCGGCAUGCUGCGAUGUGAUCGUUCAUUGGUCGAGCGCCUCUUUUCCGAAGGCCAUAUCCGGGUGUUAGUAUGCACCGCUACCCUUGCUUGGGGUGUCAAUUUGCCCGCACACGCUGUCGUCAUCAAGGGAACUCGUGUGUACAAAGCGGAUAAGUCGGACUUCGCUGAUUUAGACAUUUUGGAUGUUCUACAAAUUGCACUGGGCACUGUUAGCAGUAUUGACGAUGCUGUGACUUGGCUGAAGGACACUUAUCUUUUCGUAAGGAUGACGCGCAACCCAUUGCAUUACGGAAUUCCGGCCGCAGUGAUGGAGACGGAUCCUUCCUUCGGUGACUUUCUCGGGCGCGCUGUCCGGGCGAGUGCAAUGGCUUUGGAUGCAGCCGAAAUGAUUCGCUAUGAGCCGAAAACCGGACAACUAGCGGCCACUGAUCGUGGGCGCACAGCCAGUCUGUUUUACAUUCGCUAUUCCACAGCAUCCAUGGUUAGAGACUCGCUCGAAUCCACCAUGUUGCUUCCUCAACUGUUUUCCAUUUUGAGUGAGGCCUCCGAGUUCUCCUCCAUGAAGGUGCGUGACGAAGAAGGUGCGGAGUUAAACAACUUGAAGAGUACGCUUUGUCGCUUGCCCAUUCAAAAGGCGGGAAAUGUGGACACUGAUGUUCCUGCCAAGGUGAACGCCCUACUUCAAGGUUAUCUCAGUCGUCAUGUUCCAGCCGCUCACUCGCUUGUUUCCGAUAUGUAUUAUGUUCAACAAAACGCCGUGCGCCUGAUUCGCUACCUGUUCGAAAUAUCGUUGCGACAAGGUUGGAGCCAGACUGCCUCUACAUCUCUUCAACUCGCCCGGAUGAUGGAACAGCGGUUAUGGCAUGAACAAACACCUUUGUGGCAAUUCGUCGGCGAUUCAUCAAGUCGUCUUCUACAGCGGGUGGAUGAAUUGGGGCUCUCGAUUGAUCGAAUACGUGAUACGCGCGUAGACGAACUGACACAUCUGCUUCAUUAUCGAGGCCGCGAUGGCGCCAAAGAAGUGUCUCAGCUUGCCUUACUUCUUCCUCGAAUUCAGCUGGACACAGUGACUCAGCCGAUCACCCGAACCAUACUGCGUGCACAAAUUUCGCUUGUGCCAGAUUUCACUUGGGUCGAUCGAUGGCAUGGCGCACAGCAAAAUUUCUGGCUCUGGAUUGAGGACCCUGAUCAGGGAUUGAUCUACCAUUCGGAAUACUGGACUUUGACCAAGCGUAUGUUCAACUCCAAGGAACCCAUUCAAGUCUCCUGCACAAUCCCGCUGUUUGAACCGUUUCCAACCCAAUACGUCGUUCGCGUCCUCAGCGACCAAUGGCUUGGUGCCGACUCUCUUUGCGCAUUGUCUUUCAGCCGCUUACUUCUGCCUUCCCAAGCUUCACCACACACUGAUCUUCUGAACUUGGAACCCCUACCUGUCACGGCUCUGGGGAAUAGCCAAUACGAGAUGUUGUACAAUUUCACACAUUUUAACCCCAUCCAGACGCAGAUCUUCCACACGCUGUACCAUCAGGAUGUUAAUGUUCUACUUGGUGCUCCUACGGGCUCCGGGAAGACUGUGGCUGCCGAAUUGGCCAUAUUUCGCGUGUUCAACGAGACUCCCAAAAGCAAGUGCGUGUACAUCGCCCCCUUGAAAGCGCUCGUGCGUGAGCGCGUUGAGGAUUGGACUGUUCGAAUCGGAGAAAAACUGGGCAAGCGGGUAGUUGAAUUAACCGGUGAUGUCACUCCUGACAUCGGUCACCUGAUGCGUGCCGACCUCAUCGUAACCACACCUGAGAAAUGGGACGGUAUCUCGCGGUCUUGGCAACAACGUGUUUACGUUCGGCACAUUGGCCUAAUAAUCAUCGAUGAGAUACAUUUGCUGGGGGAAGAACGCGGUCCUGUUUUGGAAAUUAUCGUCUCCCGCGCCAAUUACAUAGCGAAUGUGUUGGGUCAGUCGGUUCGCUUGGUCGGCCUGUCCACUGCCUUGUCCAAUGCAGACGACCUUUCCGCAUGGCUUCGUGUUCCCUCGAAUAUGGCAUCUAUUGCCGAAGUGGCUACGUCAGCCGGCUCGGACAUGGGACGGACUGGUCUUGGACUCUUUAACUUCCGUCCAUCAGUGCGUCCCGUCCCGUUGGAAGUUCACAUUCAGGGAUAUGCGGGCAGACACUAUUGCCCUCGGAUGGCCACGAUGAACAAGCCUGCCUAUUUAGCCAUCUGUAGCCACUCACCGGACAAACCAGUGUUGAUCUUCGUCUCGAGUCGACGUCAAACGCGACUUACGGCGUUGGACUUGGUCAGCUUUGUCGCAGCCUCUGGGGACGCGAAACGUUGGCUUCACAUGGAGCCUGAAGAGAUAGAUGCUGUAUCAGCUAACGUGCAAGAUCCUAACUUGAAAUUGACGCUGUCAUUCGGUAUCGGAUUGCACCACGCCGGGUUGCAGGCUGGUGAUCGCUCUCUUGUCGAGGAAUUGUUCGUCAACCAAAAAAUCCAGGUGCUCAUUGCCACCUCAACCUUGGCUUGGGGUGUCAACUUUCCAGCUCACCUAGUUAUUGUGAAGGGAACCGAGUAUUACGACGGGCGUACGAAACGAUAUGUGGAUUAUCCAAUAACCGACGUGUUACAAAUGAUGGGUCGAGCCGGCAGGCCGCAGUUCGAUAACCAGGGUACAGCCGUUAUCAUGGUACAAGAUUGCAAAAAGGCGUUUUACAAGCGUUUUCUUUACGAACCCUUCCCCGUGGAAAGUUGUCUACUCCAAGUGUUACCCGAUCACUUGAACGCGGAGAUUGUCGCCGGAACUAUUUCCACCACACAAGGAGCACUGGAUUACCUGACUUGGACCUUCUUCUUCCGUCGUUUACUUGCUAAUCCAAGUUACUACGGUUUGGAAGAUUGUGAACCCGCUUCAGUGAGUGCCUUCCUGUCAGGAGUGAUUCUGGACGCCUGCAACCAACUUAUUCAAUCAUCUUGCGUGGAAGUUACCUCAGACCCUCCGGAUGCCUUGUUCAGCACCAAACUGGGCCGUCUUGCGUCAUAUUAUUAUUUAUCACACAAGACAAUUCAGUUGUUUGUUGCUGAACUAGGCCCCAUUCUAUCCGUCCCCGAUUUAUUGAAGAUACUAGCGAAUGCUCACGAAUACUCUCAACUUCCGGUUAGACACAAUGAGGACCAAAUGAAUGAACAAUUGGCUGGCCUACUUCCACUACCGACGAUCGGAGCGUACGAGUGUUCGCACACUAAAACUCACUUGCUUCUACAGGCGCACUUCUCUCGGUUGGCCGAGCUUCCCGUGGCCGACUACGUGACCGAUACACGAUCUGUUUUGGAUCAGGCCACACGUAUUUUGCAAGCGAUGUUGGACGCGUGCACACUGUGUGGCUGGCUCACUAGUGCAUUGAACACAAUUCUCCUCAUGCAAAUGAUUGUCCAAGGUGUUUGGGUACACGACACAGGUAGCAGUCUUUUGCAACUGCCUGGCAUUCGACCUUCUCACUUGGACGCUUUCAGGCGUUCCGAUGGGUCCUACAUCACUUGUUUGCCCGAGUUGAUCGAUCUCACAUCUUCCUCUCCGGCUCAACUAUACACCAUGCUUGGGGAUCGCAUUCGUCCGAAAGCACUUUCAGAAGUGAAGCAAGCGCUCGGCAGAUUUCCCUUGAUCGAGAUACAUAUUGAAUUAGUCGGUCCUAAUCCGGAUGAUUGUAACAAUGACCAAACAGUCCGCUCCGUCAGAUUGAACGGUGUGGGUCAUUGCGAGAAGGCGCUGUCGGUACAUGCAGCGACGGAUUAUGUAUUGCGAGUCCGGCUGACGCGUACCAAUCCCAUCCAUCGGAAAAGUGAUCAGAUCGCAACCUCGGCAGCUCUGGUCAAAGUCCGGACUCAAGAAAGCUGGGUUCUCGUCUUGGGCAACACAGAAGCAAAUCUGUCCUACGGAGGCGAGCUCAUGGCUCUCAAGCGUGUAUCUCCCACGUCGGAGGUCAGACGGAAUUUGGGCGGACACUCGGGGUCCGGCGACCGCCGCUACGUUAGCUUGGCCUUUCGAAUGCCUGAUCCGCCUGUUGUGCCAUACUCCGGUGCGCGGCCAAGUCAGAGGCACAUGUUGACUCUGUACCUAUUGUCAGAUACCUACAUUGGCCUAGAUCAACAGAUUUCUUUUCAGCUCAAUGUGAUUUCGGCUUCGGCUCGAAAUGACAAUGAUUUGCCUGACCUUUGA